ACUAAAGGACGAACAGCAGUAGCAGCAGCAGAGACGAGGAGACGUGCGUGUGUACGGGUCGGAGACCGGCCGUGUCUGUCUGUCUGUCUGUCUGUCUCUCUGUCUCUCUCUUUCUCUCUCUCUCUCUAUCUCUAUCUCUUUUUGUCUCUGUCUGUCUCUCUUUCUCUUUCUCUUUCUCUCUCUUCUUACUACUAUAGUGCAGUGAGCAGUCGCGAGAGUCGAGCCAGGAAAGAUGGCUGCUGGCUGUUGUGGAACGAAGAAGCAAAAGCUGAAUAACUCGACCAGCAUUCCGUGCAAUGGCUCGACCGUAUUGCAAAACGGCACCCAGAUACGCUAUUCCACGAUAGUCCAACCGGAAAUGGGUUUCUUUUGCUUCGACGUACUUUACUGCCAACUACAUCAACUUGACCCUCCAAAAACGCCCAACUUCAGCAACGAUGCAUUCCCUUUAUUCGUAACUUGGUCUAUUGGAAAAGACAUGAGAUUAAGAGGCUGCAUCGGUACAUUCAAUGCUAUGCAUUUACAUGCCGGAUUAAGAGAAUACGCUACUACUAGCGCAUUUAAAGAUUCUCGCUUCAAUCCGAUAACAAGAGAAGAAUUGCCACGCUUACAUGUAAGCGUAUCUAUCCUUAGAAAUUUUGAAGACGGGGUAGACUAUUUAGAUUGGGAAGUUGGAGUUCAUGGAAUUCGUAUAGAAUUUCAUAAUGAAAAGGGUAAUAAGCGGACCGCUACUUAUUUGCCUGAUGUAGCACCGGAACAAGGAUGGGACCAGAUACAGACAAUAGACUCCCUGCUGCAUAAAGGUGGUUAUAAAGGAUUGGUAACCCCAGACAUUAGACGUAGUGUGAAGUUAACUCGUUACCAGAGUGAGAAGGUCACCGUAAGCUAUCAAGAUUAUAUGACACAUUGGCACUGCCGAAGGUGCUAGCAGCUGGCCUGGGGUCCUCCACAAGGGCCCCUACCUUCUCAAACUUCUGUCGCAGUUCGUUAUAACAAUACUGAAACAACAUCCCAUUUCCAAUACAAUAAUAGCAAUCAAUACAAUCCGUUUGUGGGCAGUCAGCAGCAUACGUUAGUGAUGGUACAACCUAAUCAUCCAUCGUUCAUACAUCCACUUCCCAUGCCUCCUGUUUCUCCCGUUGUGGUACCUGUUCAAGAUUACCCAUCUUUUUGGUGGGAUCGUGCAGGACCUUCCUUUCCUCCUCCACAUUCACAUCCUCGUACGCACCGAUUUACGACACAAGAAAAUAUGGAUCGUGGGGUGCGCAAGCGAAAAUGACAUUGGAGGCGGCUGUUACUUGCAAUCUUUCACUGUUUGAAGUGGUGCCUAUUGUAUUUUGUAUGUUUUAGCAUACACAGUCUCCCCUUUAUGAUACCAUACAGUCCUCCUUGAGGAUGAUAGAACCUACGAGUAUGAUGGCAAUAUUUUUACUUAAAAUAUAAUUCCUAUAUUAACUAUAAAUAAGUUCAUUACUUAUUUAAUAUUCAACUUACAAAUAUCAUUAUACUAAUCGGAUAAUGAAAUUAAUCAUUUAAAAAAAAUGUCUUUGAAGUGCAUUUAACGAUUGUGAGAAGUUAGAGUAUUUCGUCUCUAUCUCUCGUUUUUUCUCUAAAGUAAUAUCGAGCGAGAUAUGCUAGAGCUAAUGAAAUAGUAUUUAAUUAUUAAAUGAAUCUUAGCACUUAAUAUGCGUUUAUGCUCUUUACACAUGGUUAACUCUGCCAUCAUACUAGCGGAUCUACAUUGAUAUCUUUAUCUGCGAUGUAUGGGUGAUAUAAGUAAUUAUAUAGCACAGCAAAGAUAUACAUCUCUUUAAAACUGUACAAAUUUGAUCAAAGAUAUAUGUCUUUGUAUUAUUACAUAUAUUGCAAGGAAUAUAGAAUAUUAACAUUAUAUAUAUAUAAACAAAAGGUGUGUGAAAAGAUGCUUUUUGUAUCCUUUGAAUUUCUGUUUUGUUAAUCGGAGUAUAUAAUUAGAUUACAAUACGUUUCAUAAUGCUGUUAAAUAUUUUUAUGAGCAAUUGUAAUUGUUAUGGGAAAAAAAUUACUCUAUCUUUGUCGGGAUAAAUUACUAAUAUGUUGUUCUCUUUUUUUUCUUUUUUUUUUUUUUUAAAUAUUUUAAAAAUUCAUAAAAAUAAGUAAAAACCUAAUUGGAGUUUUUUUGCACUGUUCAUUUUGUUUCUAAGUGUGACAGUUAAUUCAUAAUUUACGUUAAGUAUGACAAUGUUAAAACGGCUGAAUAGAAUUUCUUUGUACUAAUGGUAUAAAUAAAUAUGUCUGUUACAUUAAUUAGAUUGUAUUAGAUCGUUCAUUGACGUUGUAUCAUUUUGUUGGACAUAAAAUGAAAGCCCUCAAAAUGUAUUUAGCUAAUGUAAAUAUAAUCUGUAAAUUGUCUAACAUAGUUUAUACCAUUGCUACAUCGAAGUUUAUUUUAAAAAUCGUAGUUGUAAUAUAGUCCAGCGUUUUAUUGCAGCAAAGAAGUUUUGCUAUUGAUGAAAAAUAUCGAUAAACAGGGAUACAUAAAUACUGUACUUUCUAACGUACAGCUUAGGCUUAUAAGAUACAUCUCAAUUAGUCUCUUAAAAUAUACGACUUUAAGAGGUUCAAAGAUAACUUUACAAAGAUUAUUGUUAUCUUGCUCAAUAUUAUACGAGUUCAGCUUACAACUUAACAGAGAUAAAUUUUAAAACGGUACCUCUAGAGAACAUGGAGGUAUUCUAAGUGUGUAAUAUAAAAUAUUUGCAGAAUGGGACCUCUACUGUAAAUAAGCAAUGGACUGCACUAUGACUAUAGAGAAAAAGAAAAUGUUAAUUUCUAGUUGUAAUAUAGAUUUAAGGUACUAACAAAAAAAAAUGACGAUCUCAUUGUGAUUUUGAUUAUUCUGCGAAUUGUGAUCGUAAAAGUCAUGAAUUCUUGUACAUUAUAGUUGCAUUAUAUGGCUACCUAUGAUACAAGAGGGAAAGAAAAAAAAAGACAAAAAAAAAGAAAGAAAGAGAAACAAAUAGUACUUCAGUUCAUAUAUUAUUUUUAUUUUGAAAGAAAGAUUUCAAGUAUAUAAUGAUUUAAGUGGUUGAUACGCCAAAUGCAGCUAUUAAUGUACUACGAAUUAGUAAUGCAUUUUAGACUAUUAUCGUAUAAAAGUGCGUCUGGCAGAAAUUUGCAAGAAAUAAUUGGCGUCCUAUUCUUCCACGUGUUGAUGUCCUCUCUUUACUUAGAUCCCCCAGUUACUCUGUGACUGGUUUCAUUCACUGCCAAUUUAUUCAUUGUUGUGUCAUUUACAUAAGCAAAGCUUGCUAAGACUAAAGAAAUCGUGUUAUUACACUUUUGUUAAUCAAUGUUUUAACUUAACAUUUGAUGUUAUUACUUACAUUAUUACAUUACACUAUUUUACCAAGGUAGCUUGCUAGUUUUUGAGAUCUCCAUACCACUCAAAAGCCUCGACACGAUGUCCAACCAACUGCCAGUAUCAUACUUAAUCGUAGAUUUAUCGGCAAAUCAAACUAAAAUAUACAUGAAUUGAAUUAGGCUGUGGAAUCCUAAUUAUGUCAAUGAUAGUAACGCUACCUGUACGUACAGCGUACAUAUCGUAUCAUUGAUGUAUCUUUUAGUUCAUAAUGUCAAUGGAGAAUAGCAAAGAAGAUAAAUAUCUGAUGCAUUUUCAAUGGUAAUUAUUUUUUUUUUUCUUGUUUUUCUUUUACAUAGCGUGUUUUUGAAAUCUACGAAGGUUUAAAUAUGUUAAAGUCCCAAAUCGUAAUAGAUAAAAAAUAUUUACAUAAUUCUGUAUGCGAAUUUUGUAUAUCUUACAGAUCGAACUACUUUCUUAGUAGUUGCUUUUCAUCUUAUUAAUGAUAUUUAUACAUGCAUAACAAAAUGAUGCUGCUUAUAAUUCAGAAAGAUUCAUGCACCCUGUUCUAUUUCAUGAAAUAUUUUGCGAAUCUCAUUGUGACAAUACUUGUUCAAACAUACUUCGUUUACAUUUAAGAAGGUAUGUCUUAUGCACUUGCAUUAGCUUCGACUACAUCGCUAAAGAUAAUUAAAAGUGAUAUUCCUAUCCAGUUUCGCACUGUUUGUUAUGCAUAAAUGAUACAUAAAGAUGCCAGAAUUUUUCUGUAUAAACCUACGUGUUGCAUGGAUAAUAAGAUUUAGGAUUUUAACAAUUCCAUUCAAAAUUUUUAAGUAAAAAUGGCAUAUAGUUACUGUACAAGACAGCGAAUCUUAAUAAUUUGAAAGACAUAAUAUUACAAAAUGUACUGUGCCUAAGCCUGUUGUUAAAAUUGGUUUAUAUACCGCCUACAAAAUAAAGACAACAGCAAUGCAUAGUGCACACUAGCGCAGUAAGUCCAUUAGAACGAGCAACUUUGGCAGACAACUAAAAAUAAUUAAAUAUAUUAAUAACAACUUAUAAUGCAAGGGGAUGAAGGAAUAAAUACGUUUUAUAUUGUCA
Messenger RNA from Vespula vulgaris, 4441 nucleotides. Its product is annotated as AMMECR1-like protein. The transcript is spliced from 4 exons. The record is from RefSeq and is a predicted model, not a curated record. Lineage: Eukaryota; Metazoa; Arthropoda; Insecta; Hymenoptera; Vespidae. Bases 233 to 928 code for a protein of 231 amino acids.